AUGUCCGCCAACCGCGGCGCCACAAUCAUCCUCCACUCCCUCGAACGCUCCCGGUCCCAACGCAUCCUCUGGCUCCUCGAAGAACUGCGCCUCACCUACGAGAUCCAACCGUACAAACGCGACGCCACGCAGCGCGCCCCGGCCGCCCUGAAGCACCUGCACCCGCUCGGCAAAAGCCCCGUGCUCACCAUCGCGCCGCCGCCCGCGACAGCCCACCACCACCACCACCAACAACAACAACAACAACCACCCCCGCUAAUCCUCGCCGAAUCCGCCGCCAUCAUCGAGUAUCUGGUGGAUCAUUUCCUCCCCCCGCCGGCUCCGGGUGCGGAUCCGCACCCUCCCCCAACGCUGACCCUCCCGCCGCGCUGGACCGCCGGCCGCGAGAACCAGCCCGGCGGGGAGACGGCGGCGUGGCUGCGGUACCGGUAUCUGAUGCAUUACGCGGAGGGGAGUUUGAUGCCGUUGGUUGUGGUGCGGGUUUUGAUGGAUGUGGUCAAAACCGCCCCCGCGCCGUUCUUCAUCAAACCCGUGCUCGGGAUCGUGCCGGCCAUUGUGAACAGGGAGUAUACGCGGCCGAAUCUGGAGACGCAUUUUGGGUUCUUGGAGGCGCAGUUGGAGAGGAUCGCGGGGGAGGGGGCGGGGGCGGCUGCUGCUGCCCCUGCCUACCUGACCGGUGCGCGGUUCACCCCGGCAGAUAUCCUCAUGAGUUAUCCGUUGGUGAUUGCUGAGGAGAUCAAGGCGAUUGAUCCCUACCGGUUCCCGCGGCUGCGGGGGUAUGUGAGGGGUUUGAGGGGCAUGGAGGGGUAUCGGAGGGCUGUGCAGGUUUUGGAAGAGGUCGAGGGGCAGGGGUAUAGGCCUUUUUGAUGCGGUUCUGUGGGUGUAGGGUAGUUGGUGGUUGUUGGGGGUGUCGAGGGCUAGUCGUGGGGUGGAAGUAUUCGAAAUGGAUGGCUGGAGUGCCGAGUACAGUACUACAUUAUAGAUCUCUUGUUGGGGAGGGGGGGAGG
Molecule: messenger RNA, 1007 nt
Organism: Aspergillus aculeatinus CBS 121060
Lineage: Eukaryota; Fungi; Ascomycota; Eurotiomycetes; Eurotiales; Aspergillaceae
Product: glutathione S-transferase
Exons: 3
Coding region: 1-867 (288 amino acids)
Source: RefSeq, a predicted model, not a curated record